Messenger RNA from Carica papaya (papaya), 1743 nucleotides. RefSeq names its product fatty acyl-CoA reductase 3-like. Gene Ontology annotation, molecular function: alcohol-forming very long-chain fatty acyl-CoA reductase (NADP+) activity. Gene Ontology annotation, cellular component: intracellular membrane-bounded organelle. NCBI's taxonomy places the organism in Eukaryota, Viridiplantae, Streptophyta, Magnoliopsida, Brassicales, Caricaceae. Gene Ontology annotation, biological process: suberin biosynthetic process; long-chain fatty-acyl-CoA metabolic process. The record is from RefSeq and is a predicted model, not a curated record.
UGUUGUUCGUCAGGUUUGAUUUACACAUACACAUAUAAUACAUAUAUCAUUCAUAUAUCAUAUAUAUAUAUAUAUAUAUAUAAAUUUUCCCUUUGUGUUUUCACCAUCAAUGGAGUUGGGAAGUAUUGUUCAGUUUCUGGAGAACAAGUGCAUUUUGGUGACUGGUGCAACUGGGUUUUUGGCAAAGAUUUUUGUGGAAAAGAUAAUCAGAGUUCAGCCAAAUGUGAAAAAGCUUUAUCUUCUUCUUAGAGCUGCCGAUACAAAAUCUGCCAUCCAACGCUUUAACAAUGAGGUGAUAGAGAAGGAGUUGUUUAGAGUGGUAAAGGAAAAAUGGGGUGCAAAUCUAAAUUCACUGAUUUCAGAGAAAAUCAGUUUGGUUCCCGGUGACAUUUCUUGUGAGGAUUUGGGAUUAAAAGACUCCAGUUUGAUUGAGGAGAUGAAGAAUGAAGUUGAUUUGAUUGUUAAUUUAGCUGCUAACACCAACUUUGACGAAAGGUAUGAUGUAUCCUUUGGUAUUAAUGCGUUGGGAGCUAAACAUGUGUUGGAUUUUGCCAAGACAUGUGUCAAGCUAAUGGUUCUUGUCCAUGUCUCCACAGCAUAUGUAUGCGGUGAAGCAGACGGGGUGAUAGAGGAGAGGUCGUAUGGGAUGGGCCAAACGCUUAAUGGAACGAGUGUAUUAGACAUAGAAGCCGAGAAGAAGGUGAUUCACGAUCAACUGAAUCAACUCAGUGCAGGCAGAGCUACCCACCAACAAAUAACUCAAGCCAUGAAAGAUUUAGGCAUACAAAGGGCAAGAAAGUAUGGAUGGCCCAACACGUACGUAUUUACAAAGGUAAUGGGGGAGAUGAUGGUAAAGCACACGAAAGAAAACGUGUCAGUCGUCAUUUUACGUCCAACCAUUAUCACUAGUACUUAUAAGGAACCCUUUUCCGGAUGGGCUGAAGGCGUCAGAACAAUUGAUAGUUUAGCUGUUGCUUAUGGUAAAGGACGUUUAACUUGCUUUCUUGGAGAUGUCCAUGCAAUUAUUGACGUGAUUCCAGCAGACAUGGUCGUAAAUGCAAUAAUGGUAGCUAUGAUAGGUCAUGCAAAAAAGAUAUGUAAAGACGAAGAAGAUGACGAAGAUAAAAUUAUAUACCAACUUGGUUCUUCUACAAGAAAUCCAGUGAGAUAUACAAAUCUUCAGGAAUAUGCCUUCUGGUACUUCACUAAUAAGCCAUGGAUUAACAAAGAUGGAAAGCCCGUCAAGGUUGGAAAGAUCAAAGUCAUGAGCAACAUGGCUACUUUCCACACUUACAUGACCAUUCGUUACUUCCUCCUCUUGAAGGGACUAAAACUUGCAAAUACUGCAUUUUGCAAGUAUUUUCAAACCACAUAUACUGAUCUUAACAGGAAGAUUAGUGUCAUAAUGCGGUUGGUAGAAAUCUAUAGACCAUAUUUAUUCUUCAAUGGAGUGUUCGACGACAAGAACACAGAGAAGUUGAGAAUGGCGGCUAAGGAGAGUUGUGCGGAGACAGACAUGUUCUUCUUCGAUCCUAAGUGCAUCAACUGGGAUGAUUACUUCAUGAACACUCAUAUACCUGGCAUCGUCAAAUACGUCUUCAAAUAAUUUUAAAUGAAAAGCUGAAUACACCACCGCCAAAACUUUUAUAAUUAUAAUUUAAUUAUCUUUCUCUAAUUUACUUUUCAAGGCUAUACAUCCAUCCAACUGUAUCCAUUAAAACCCAAUGCUGAAAUGCUACAUGU